Lactuca saligna is the source of this 2681-nucleotide messenger RNA. The record is from the annotation of a GenBank genome assembly. Lineage: Eukaryota; Viridiplantae; Streptophyta; Magnoliopsida; Asterales; Asteraceae.
AUGGAUGGAUGGGAAUCCUCUUCCCUGUUGCAUCAGCCUUUCCGGCCCCGAUGGACGGUAAUCCGAUAUCGACAAUACUCAUUAUCGGCGGUUAUAGGUGGUCCGAUUGUUGUGGGUCCUUUCUGCUGCAUCAAACUCUCAAUAUUCAAAUUCAGUUUUCCGGCCACCGGUGUUUCAACUAUCAAAGCUGGUGACCAACUCAACCUCACUACGUCUCAGCUUGUUUCCCCGGGUGGCAACUUCACGUUAGGGUUCUUUAACACCACAAACUACAGAUAUGUAGGAAUUUGGUAUACCAACGAUGAAACUUACAAAGUAUGGGUAGCCAACCCAUCCACACCGAUCAUAUCCAGCUCUGGUGUCCUCAUGAUCGAUCCAGACACCGGAAAAUUGAUCAUCGCCACUGGAGGAACAACACUUGUAAACAUAUCCGACAAUCAAUCCAGUCCUGAUUCUAAUAUUACAGCAACUCUCGAAGACACGGGUAUGAAACUUGGGUCGGACCUUAGAACGGGAAAGAACUGGAACUUAACUUCUUGGUUGAGCAAUGAUAUUGCUGAUUUCGGUGUUUUUACUUUGAGCUGGGAACCAACUGAUGAAGCAUCUCAGAGAUUAAUGAUUCGAAGACGAGGUCAACCCUACUGGACUAGUGGGAAUCUAAAUAAUCAAACAUUUCCAUACAUGACAGCUUUGAAUAGUCCAUUUAGCAAAUACCAGUACAAUCUCAGUUAUGUAUACAAUGACGAAGAGAGGUACUUUAGUUUCCAUGGAAUCAAUGGCGUUCAACCCAUGUGGUUUUUGACUCCAGGUGGCCGAGUUCAAGAUGCGGAUAACUUUGCAGUUUGGACUCCUGAAUUCUGUUAUGGGUAUGAUUCGGGUGAUGGGUGUAUCGCAGAUUCUAAUACGAUUCAGUGUAGGGAUGAGAAUGAUAAAUUUAAUUGGUUGAAUGGGGAUUUUGCACCUAUGACGAGCAGCUCGUAUGAUGACAAUUCAAGCCUAAGUAUGAGCGAUUGUAUGGUGAGGUGCUGGAAUGAUUGUAGCUGUCUCGGGCUUACCACAAGUAGCAAUGGAACUGGUUGUAUUACUUGGACUGGAGCUAAAUCAGUCGAUAACUUUUCAAUCAGUUCAACAGGGAGUGCUGUAUUAAAGUAUGUUUUAAUUUCUCCAAUUCCGAUGAUUUCUCCAAAUCCAAGUAAAGGAAAUGCUAAAAACUGGAUCUGGGCACCCAUUGUUGCUUCCAUUAUUUUACUUCUCUUUUCUGCUGGUCUAUUGUGGUAUCUAAAGAAGAAUAAGCUUAGACGAGAAGAGGAAAAGAGACAAAAGAGAGAUGACGAAUAUUUCUUGGAGCUAAUAGCUUCUGACAGCUUCAAGGAUGCAAGUAAUCUUGAAAGUAAUGGCAGAAAAGGAAGUGACUUGAUGGUGUUCAGCUUUGCUACCAUAGUGACAGCCACAAAUGAUUUCGCAAGUGAAAAUAAGCUCGGAGAGGGUGGUUUUGGACCUGUUUAUAAGGGGAAACUUAGUGAUGAACAGGAAAUUGCAAUUAAAAGGCUUUCAAGAACAUCGGGACAAGGGCUUGUGGAAUUCAAGAAUGAACUCAUUCUUAUUGCCAAACUUCAACAUACAAAUCUUGUUCGGGUUCUAGGCUGUUGUAUUCGUGGAGAAGAAAAAAUGUUGAUUUAUGAGUACAUGCCGAACAAGAGCUUGGAUUUUUUUCUCUUUGAUGAAACAAGAAAGACACUGCUAGACUGGCCGAAACGAUGGAACAUUAUUGAAGGGGUUGCUCAAGGGUUGCUUUACUUACAUAAAUACUCGAGAAUGCGAGUUAUUCACAGGGAUCUAAAAGCAAGUAAUGUUUUGUUGGAUGAAAAUAUGAAUCCCAAAAUUUCUGAUUUUGGUAUGGCGAGAAUCUUCAAACAAAAUGAGACCGAAGCAAUUACCAAUAGGGUGGUUGGAACAUAUGGUUACAUGUCUCCCGAGUAUGCAAUGGAAGGAACUUUCUCGGUGAAAUCUGAUGUCUUCAGCUUUGGAGUCUUAACAUUAGAAAUUGUCAGCGGAAGAAGAAAUACAAGCUUCUCCUAUCUUGACAAAACCGUCAAUCUAAUCGGAUACGCAUGGGAGCUAUGGCUAAAAGGGGAUGCAUUGGUGUUAGAAGACCCAACUCUAGCAGAUUCUCAUGUCACACACCAAUUAUUAAGGAGUAUCCAUGUGGCACUUCUUUGCGUACAAGAAAACGCAUUAGAUAGGCCAGAGAUGUCAGAUGUGAUUUCUAUGCUUAACAAUGACACCAUGUCAUUACCUUUCCCAAAGCAGCCAGCAUUCUUCAUUGGCAGAAGUGCCUCGAAGUCAACUUCAGUUGAAAGAAAGUUAGAGGACUAUUCUGUAAACAAUAUGACCAUUACAGUAAUGGAGGCUCGAUAGUGUAUCAUAGUUAUUGUUGGCGAAUCACUAAAUUAUUACUAAAUCCUUUCUAUUGAUUUUUUUUUUCUAUAGCUUUAGACGAGUUGUUGAGAUAAACACUUGGAUUUUCUAUUUGGUGCUUUUACUCAUGGGUUGGUGCCCAAACUUGUAUACAUAUUGAUUCGACUUUGGGGCAACCAACAGGUUGCUUUUGGUGGUGGAUAUUCGGUUUUGUGGGAAAGUGAUGGAAUGAAAUCUCAGAUUCUGCUCGACUAAAUUUAAAC